AUGUCGAACAUCGCCCGCUAUUUGUGUCUUUUGGUGCUUUUGCUGAGCCCCCCCGUUCGUGGACGUGGAUACGUGUGCGACUUUUCCUCGUCCAAGUACAACCUGGACUUCGACGACUACUACGCAGAUGUGACGUGCUAUCACGAAAUUGGCCAGGGAGACACCAUCGGAGUGAUCAUCCCCAAGUACAGAGACGGAAGAGAAAACACCCACAUUUUAACCCAAUGCUUUGAAGAAGUUUCACUAAACAAAUCAGGAAACAACCCAGUGUCCAUAUACAACAUAUUCACCCAAGACGAAAUUCAGGUGUCCGCUUCAAAUUCGCUAUACGACACAGAAUACGUGUCAUCAAUUUUAAAAAUAAAAAAUGUGCAGAAAAAUAAUUACAUCCAUUGUGUGUUCCAAAACAAAAAUGAAAAAAAUAAGGAAAUCCACAAAGGAGUGGCAAAAAUUGCAGUAAAAAAUUAUCCCGUUAAGAAUGAAAAUUUAUCCAACAAGCACGUCGUUGAUUUGUAUAACCAACUGAAUUUAAAGGCAGACAAUUCGAAUAACAGGUACAAAGUUACAGCUGAACCGGGACAUAUACUUUACAUACUGGGGAACAAACUAUCCAAUGGAAAAAACGUCUACUUUGACAAAAACUGUCCUAUCCGUUUUGAACAAAUAGGAGAUAUUUACAAACAUGUGUUCCCAAUCGUUAAUGAAGUAGAGGUACUGUUCGACUGCCCCAUGUAUUAUGAUGAGAAGGAAAAAAAAAUCUCCGUAGGAAACUUGCUUGUCACCUUUGAAGCCAAACCUCCAAGUAUAAAAUCCAUCAGUAAGGACAUUUUAAAAAAGCACAUAAAAUACCAUAUUGAAAAAAAGCUGCAUGAUAUUUUAAACGGCACAGAUUACACCAUGGGCAAUGUGGACGAUUCGGACGGAGGUAAUAAUCGAUACAUGGAACAGAGCGUAGAAAUAAACGAAACGCAAACAUCCAACCUUCAAUCCGAUAAUUUAAGCAAAGAACACUGUAAUAAUGAUGAAUGUAUAGACUUGUUUGAAAAAUCAAGUUGCUCUUCCCUUUGUGGAAAUGGAUACAGACUCCGUGAUGGCUAUGACGUACGCUACGACAUCCAAUCAGUCAUUCCUUGCAACCAUGGGGAUUGUACUCCUGAAGAUUCGAUUGAGCCCCUUGUCAUUUUCGCUUGGACCUCCAUUGUUUUCUUCUGCAUUAUGAUUACCCUUCUGAUCAUCACCAUUUAUUCACUGCUUCACGUUAGUAAGCAGAAGGUGGCCGACCCUUUCUUUAACUACGACUCGAACAUUAGAUCCUCGGGCGCGUUGUAA
Molecule: messenger RNA, 1329 nt
Organism: Plasmodium coatneyi
Lineage: Eukaryota; Apicomplexa; Aconoidasida; Haemosporida; Plasmodiidae
Exons: 1
Coding region: 1-1329 (442 amino acids)
Source: RefSeq, a predicted model, not a curated record